This is a messenger RNA of Loxodonta africana (African savanna elephant), 7607 nucleotides long. RefSeq names its product family with sequence similarity 186 member A (gene FAM186A). NCBI's taxonomy places the organism in Eukaryota, Metazoa, Chordata, Mammalia, Proboscidea, Elephantidae. The transcript has 10 exons. The record is from RefSeq and is a predicted model, not a curated record. The coding region runs from base 621 to 7607 and encodes 2328 amino acids.
UCUUGAGCCAACUAUGGAAAUUCAAAGCCUUCUUCAAUCAGGUUCCUUGAAAAAAAAACAAGUAACUAGGCAAUGCAAAGAGUAUGAUCUUCAAACAGUAUCUUCCAAGUUACUACAAGCCUUGGAAGUUAAAGGGCAGCUGAAGAAAUUGUAACACAAUUAUUUCACUACAGGCUUAAGAAUACUUAGGCAAAAUCCCAGGAAGAGAGAAGAACCAGGAGUUAUGUUUGCUACACUGGGUCUUGAAUUCUAUCACCUAGAUUUAAAACUUGUUGAAGCGGGGUUAUUAUCUUCUAUAUCUUUUAGCAUUCCUGUUGCCUAUUCUUCCCUCCCCUCCCUCCCCCCUUCACCCUUCUACCAUCACAGCACAAAGAAUGCCUAGUUCUCUGCAUAUAGUAAGCACUCUUUAAAUGUUUGAGUCAAUGAUCAUGUCACAAUGAAUCUGUUAUGACAUCACCAGGACGAGAAUACCAUGGAUAACAACCAGUUAGUAGAAAGGUAAACCACAAUAUCUGGGAGCAGGAAAGACCUCUUCUAGCUUCCUAGUGGAUACGUUUAUUAGCAUUUGCCUAUAUUCCGUGAAAAAGAAGAGAUAAAAGGAAAUCACCCAACUGUUCAAAAUGUUUGUCAGAGUGCUAAGUGAGGUAGACAGUGAAUCUGAUUCAGAAAAAGAAGUUGAGGAUUCCACUGUCCUUUCAAGAGAGUCCAAAAAUGUCCUUGAUGCCCCAGUAGUCCCUACGCUUGAGAUCCCAUUCUCAACGCAGCAUGUCAUCUCUAGAAUUGACCAAGCACAGCUCCUUCGAGCCAAAAAGGACAUCAGUAUGCAGCUGAUUGAUAUAACGAGCAAUGUGCAGCGGAUAAUAAAUCGCUAUACCAUUGAUCAGAACUUGCUCCAAGGACGGAAAACCUCCAUUGUAGAAUAUAACAAACAACGGAGAUCCAAUUUUAUGGAGAAAAUAUCUACUUUUUCACAUACUCUUGAAGUUAGAGAAAAGACUCUUGCCCAAGUCCUGGCCUGGUUGGAAGAAUGGAAUGUCAUUUUGUCUGAGAUCACUGCAACUGAUAUCGAAGAACGCAGCCACUGGAUAGCACAAAUGGAGAUAUUACCAGCGACAUUCAAAGCUAUUGAGAGCAAUGUCAAGAUACUGACUAAAAUUAGCGUGUCUUUGUUUGAAGACAGGAAGAAACAAAAGAAAAAAAUAACAUCUAGAGGUACUCUGUGGAAACCUUGGAAAGAAAGAGUUACAAAGCGACCAGCAACGGCCCAUGCUUUAAGACCAGAUCAGAUGAUUAGUGAUGAAUUUGCAACAAAUACAAAGGUUUCAGAAAUCCAAGAUAUGCUACAGGAACUCAUAGGCUCUUCGAUGUUUAGUAAAAUGGAAAACAAUGCUAUUAAAUAUAUAUCAUCAACAAUAACAAACCUUUCUAAAGCUUUGAGUGCAGUAAAUGAAGAGUUAAAAAUUAGUCUCCAAAGUGCCAAUACGCUCAUAGAUGACACAGCUGAAAAAGAAAAAGAGCUCUCCCUUAAUAUAAUAGAAGAUCUUAGUGAAAAAAAUGAAAUGCUUCAGCGGCAACUUCAAAAUGCAGAAGAAAAGUGUGAACAACUUAUUCGAUCCAGAAGUUUACUGGAACACCAAAUCCAAGUGUUUGCAGCAUCACCCUUGAAAGCAUUUCCUAAACUUUCUCCACCGUCGUCUUUGUCCAUCGCCAGAUCUGAUGAUAUAGAGGACAGUGUGGACAGUAUUUUGGCCAAAGAAUUUGAGAAUGUUGUAGAUGAGGCCCAAAGAAAAGGGGCCAAAAGCCCUGGGGUCAAAUGGGACCCAGCUAUUUCACAUACAGUCCAAGCUGAAAUAACCCCAGAUUUAACUGAACAACAGCAGCAAACUUCUCCAGACAAAAAUCAGAAAAUUGAAGAUAAAGCUGAUAUGCAUCUGAAAGGCAAGACUGACCAGCAUCAGUCACAGAAAAGAAAGCACACAGAAAAACCACACAUGGGUGAGACCUCUGGAUCAAAACUGAGUGAUGAACAAGGUGAACAGAAAGUUGCAAGGUCCAAACCUAGUCACCAUUCCGAGCCACAAGCACUGGGAAAGAAGGGAAAAGAAAUAAAAUCUCCUUCUGAAGCCAAAUCAAAGUCAACUACUGAAUCAAAAAGCCAACAUACCCCUGCUGAUUACCCUUCUAGUGAAACAAAGAGACAAAGUGACAAAAGUGUAGCAAGUGCUAUGUUGGAGCAACUCAAGGUGAAAUCUGAAUAUCCAUCUGACAGGAGACAAAUAUUUUCAGAGACUAAAGUAGAACCCACCAUUGAGUCCAGGGACAAAGAGGGCAGAAGUGAAAAGAGUAGCCUGGCAGAGCCACUCAGGUACAUCCAAUCUGAAAAAAUGAAAGGAAAGAAACACCACAUCUCUCCAGAAACUACCAUGAGCACAGGAGAAAAAACUGAUGAAAAAAGAAUACCAGCCAAGCCUCCUGAACUCGCUAAAUCACCCUCAGGAACAGCUAGAGAGACUUCAGAAUCUACCAGAGCUUUAGUCACGUCGGCAGGCAAAAGCGAACAGAGUAACCUAGAAGAAUUUCAGAAAGCCAUAAUGGCUUUCCUAAAAGAGAAAAUUGAUAAUGCAGGAAAACCUUCUGAUAAAAAGACUAUGCUGAUGGAGGAGUUAUUACUAAAAAGAGCAGAAGCCAAAAAAUUAGGAAUCAUAAAGGCAAAAUUGGAGGAAUAUGUCCAAACAGUGGCAGAAAUCAUUGCUAAAACCCUGAGAAAAUACAAAGAUUUAAAAAAGGCAGGACAGGUUGGAGAGAAACCUAAGCCAUCAAAAAAGGGAGCCUCAUUUAUGCCGGGAUUACAGAUUCAAAAACCAUCAGCUAGUACAAAGGCUGAUAUUAACACCUUCCUUUCACAGGAGAACAUGGACCCAGUAAUUAGCAACUUAAUACAAAUGAUCUUGACUGAAAUAGAAAGUGAGAGAGAUGUUCCCGUAGUCUCAAGAUUAGGAAGAGACCACAAAGAGAAGGAAGAACAAAGGCAGGGGGAAUAUUUGCCAGGGAGUCAAGAAUUUUCUGGCAUGAGUCUCAAACAUCAGUUGCUAAAAGAAAAAAGUCUCUGGAAGGAGCGCCAUGAGACGAUAAAUAAGAAUUUGGAGAGGGAAAAGACAUGGCUCCAGAUGAAGGAGGGAAAGCAGUUGCAACAGACACAGAAGCCAUGGCAGGAAAUAGAAGUGUGGAAGGAACAGCAAAAACAGUGGAUGCAAAAGUGGAUUGAGCAAGAAGGGAAGCAAAAGCAAAGGGAAAUGGAAGAAGAAGAGCAGCGGCUGCUGGAGGCAAGGGAGCACAAAAUGAAAGAGAAAGCGGUGCUUUUAAAGGAGGAGGAGCAGAUGAGGCAGGUUCAGGAGGAAGCAAGACAGCUGGAGCUGACAAAAUGGGAAAAAGAGGAGGAGAAACAAAACGUAGAGGACUAUGAAAGGCAGAGACAGAAAAAAGCAGUGGACCAGGUGAUGAUUAAGGAGAAAAAACCUGAAGACCUAGAGAAAAUGGUAUCACAAACUACAGUGCUAUCAUCUGACAGCAUCUAUUCUCCCAGGCAGAGGAGCAUGCUGAAAUUUGCAUCCCAGUUAUACCCAAGAAAAGAGAUCCAUGAGAACCUUAAGUCAUUCAAGGUUCUUCCUGAUGGACAGCAUUCCGUACCAAUCACUCCUCCCACCUCCGUGCAAUCCUCCCCACCUGGGGUCUUCCCCGUUCCUGGAGGCUCUCCCACAAAGUGGAUCACUCUCACUUCUGAGCAGCCCCAGGCACUGGGGAUGACUCUCACUCUCGAGCAGGUCCAGAGAGAGGGCAUCAUCCUUACUCCCGAGCAGGUCCAAGCACUAGGAAUCACCUUUGCCCCUGAACAGGCUCAAACAGAGAAAAUCACCCUGACCCCUAGGCAGGCCCAGGCACUGGGGAUCACUCUCACCCCUCAGCAGGCUCAGGCACAGGGGGUGACCCUCACACCUCAGCAGGCCCAGGCACAGGGGGUCGCUCUCACCCCUCAGCAGGCUCAGGCACAGGGGGUGACCCUCACACCUCAGCAGGCCCAGGCACAGGGGGUCGCUCUCACCCCUCAGCAGGCUCAGGCACAGAGGAUCACCCUCACACCUCAGCAGGCUCAGGCAUUGGGAAUCAAACUUACCUCUGAGCAGGCUCAGGCACAAGGGAUCACCCUCACACCUCAGCAGGCUCAGGCACUGGGGAUCACGCUUACCCCUCAGCAGGCUCAGGCACAGGGGGUCACCCUCACACCUCAGCAGGCUCAGGCACAGGGGGUGACCCUCACACCUCAGCAGGCCCAGGCAUUGGGAAUCAAACUUACCUCUCAGCAGGCUCAGGCACAAGGGAUCACCCUCACACCUCAGCAGGCUCAGGCACUGGGGAUCACGCUUGCCCCUCAGCAGGCUCAUGCACAGGGGAUCACCCUCACACCGCAGCAGGCCCAGGCACUGGGGAUCACUCUCACCCCUGAGGAGGCUCAGGUGCAGGGACUUAGCUUCACACCUCAGCAGGCCCAGGCACUAGGGAUAACUUUUACCCCUGAGGAGGCUCAGGCACUGGGGAUCACUGUCACACUUGAGGAGGCCCACGCACGUGGAAUCACUCUCACCCUUCAGCAGGCCCAGGCUUUGGGGAUCACUCUCACCCCUCAACAAGUUGAGUCACUGGGAAUCACCCUGACCCCUCAGCAGGCCCAAGCACUAGGAAUCACUCUCAUUCCUCAGCAGGUCCAGACACAGGAAAUUAUACUUACACCCCAGCAGGCCCAGGAACUGGGGAUCACUCUCACCCCAGAGCAGGCCCACGCCCAGAGAAUAACUCUCAUUUGUGAGCAGGUUCAUGCACAGGGAAUCACUGUUAGCCCUAAGCAAGUUGAGACCCAGGGGAUCACCCUCACCUCCGAGGAAGCUCAGGCACAGAGUAUCACAUUCACCCCUGAGGAAGCUCGGGCACUGGAAAUCACAUUCACCCCUGAAAAGGCCCAGGCACAGGGAAUCACUCUUACACUUCAGCAGGCCCAGGCACUAGGGACCUCUCUCACCCCUCAACAGGUUAAGGUACAAGGGAUCAUUCUCACCCCUGAGGAGGCACAGGCACAGGGGAUUACCCUCACCCCCGAAGAAGCCCAGGAACUGGGUAUUUCUCUCACCCCUCAGCAUGUACAAGCAUUGGGGGUCUCCCAAGCCCCUCGGCAGUUUCAGGAUUUCAGGAGGAUCACUCUCACCCCUGAGCAGGCCCAGGCACUGGGGAUCACCCUCACCCCUGAGAAUACCUGUGCAUUGGGUCCUCCUCUCAUUCCUGAACAGGCUCAGUCAUUGGGGGUCCCUCUCAGCUUUAAGCAGGCCCAGGCAUUAGAGGUCCCUCUCACUGAAGAGCAGACCCAUGCUCUAGGGGUCACCCCCUCCCCUGAACAGGCCCAAGCAACAGGGGUCUCAUUAGCUCCAGGAGCUUCACUCACUGUGAGACAGGCCGAGGAAUUGGGAGUCCCCAUCACCCCAGAAUAUGCCUGGGUGUCAGCUGUCACUCGUACUCUCAAGCAGGCCCAGACCUUGGGGCCCCCUUUGAACUUAAAACAAGCUCAAGCAUUGGGGGUUCCUCUCAUUCCAGAACAGUUCAGGGAAUUAGGGAUCUCUCUAACCUCAGAUAAAGACCACGUCUUGGGAUCUUCCCUUAUCCCUGAGCAAGUUCAACCUUCUCUUAGACCAUUUCAAGAAUUGAAGGCUUCUCUCUCGCCUGGGCAAUCCUUUACAUUAAGCCCUAGCCAGUUCAUGGUAUCAUCUGCUAUUGCUGAGAAGUCCUCUGUAUUUGGGGUCUCUUCUCCUUUGCAGAUAUCAAGGUCUCCUCUCACUCAAUCCCCCUGUGCCCUUGGGACACCCCUAGUAAUGGGGAUUGCUUCUGACCCUGAGAAGUUACUUGCACCACAGACUCUUCCUUCCUCUCAGGGUCAACUUACCCCUAUGCAGUUCCUACCACAAGGGGUCCCUCCCACCCCUAGGCAGCUCUUCACAUCUAGGGGCCCUCUCACUCCCCAGCCACCCCUGAUAUUAAAGGCCUCUCUCACCCCCAGGCAGCCUCUUAUACCUGGAGUCCCACCUACCUCUGGACAGAUCCCCAGUCUCCCUCCUGGGCAGCCUUUGGUUUCUGAGGCCUAUUCCAUCCCUGGGGAGCUCCUGGAAUCUAGACCCUUUACCCUCCCUGAGCAGCCCCAGGUAUUCCAUCCCCCUCUGUGGGGACCCUCUACCCUUGGGCAGCAUCUGGCACCAUGGAUCCUUCCUAUUCCGGGGCAACCUUCCCCACUAUGGGGCCAUCCCACCUCUGGGCAGCCCCCCAAAUUAUGGGCUUCUCCAACUCCUGGAAAGCUCCAGAAAGAUUUAACUUCUUUUGUCUUUGAGAAAAGUAAGAAAGGAUUGGAAAUUAUUUCUCCGAAAUCUAAAUCAGCAUUGGUCCCUCCCAGUGAUUCAAAGUUCAAAGCAAAGCAAGCCCCUAAGACGUUCCGAAAGUCAGAUGUCUCUGACACUUCUGAAGAAACCCAGAUGCUCCAAGAUCCUUUUGCCAUGGAACAAUUUAGAACAUUUCAGCCCUAUCUCACCGAUUACACCAGGGCACCAGUAUCACAAACCCCUUACAUUGAUGAAGGGGCCCUUCCCACUUGUAUGAAGCCUAUAGCAUUGCUACCUUCUCUUAUUACUCGAUCACCCAAAAUAUCACAGGUCUCACUUUCUGAAUGGGACCAGAAAUCCAGAUUGCCUCCUAUAGACAGGCCCUGGAUACUGACCUCAGUUCUAGCUACCAAGAAACCCAAGAUGAUAGUGCCCCCUUCCUCUCCCCAAGAGCUGGAAGAAGAAGAGAAGUAUUUUGUUGAUGUGGAGGCUCAGAGGAAGAACCUGGUACUCUUAAAUCAGGCCACGAAAACUUCUGGACUCUCUUCACAGAUGCACACAACAGCUAGGAAUCUCAUAAUUGAGACACUUCAUACGGACACAGUUCGGCUGGGAUAUCUAUUCCGCAAGUACAUUGCCUAUAGGCUGAUCCAGGGUGCCAGAAACAACAUAAUCAAACGAUUACAAGCCAUCCAAAACACUGGAAAAGGCUAUGAGAGCCGAAACCUCUAUAUAAUGCUGGGUAGAAUUGAUGACUACCAGAAAAAGGUGAUGCAAGUCUGGACGGAGAAGCAGAAGUCUCUAGAGCAGAAACGGACUCAGUGCCUUAGGAAAAUUCUGCAUUUAUUUAGUCAGCUCCGAGAGAUGUAUAAAUUGAACCUCAGUCAACCUAUCCCCUUGAUCAUCGAUGAAAAGCAGAUGCCUGCCUCUACUAAAUUCAUUCGCCACCCAUACCUAGAGCUACUAACAAAAGAGAACAGAAAACCUGACACAUUCAGGAAAUUUAGACAACAAAAGGACCAUAUGGAGGCCAUCUGGAACGCUGAUAUUUCCACUUUGAGCUACCCAAUAAUGGAGAAGAAAUCAAUACAUUCACUCUGGGCCCAGCUGGGUGGGUACCCAGAUAUUCCUAGGCUGCUCCAGUUAGAUGUUCACUCUACCUUCAGAAAAUCUCUUGCAUCCAUUCAAUCACAGUAA